AUGACCAAAGAUACCAGGACAUUCAAAGUGCUCCUGGCAGGAAACUCCGGUGUGGGCAAGACAGCCUUCCUGCACCGAUAUCUCAAAAAAAGAUUCGAGCAUUCGCUACCGGUAACGGCUAACGUUGAGAAACAUGAUAUCCAUCUACACACAACCGUCGGCCCGGUGAGGUACGAGAUCUGGGAUGUCAGCGGCUAUCAGAAACCAAACACUCUGGCAUCAAGGGAAUUCGACGAGAUCGAUGCUGCUAUCAUCAUGUUUGAUCUGACAGAUCGGAUUUCAUACAAUAAUGUGCCCAAUUGGUACCAAAGCCUCGUGAACAAGGACGGGAUGCGCCUCGGGAAGUUUAUUCCCAUUUGUAUCUGCGGGAACAAGAGUGAUGCCUCGGUGGAUGCCAAAUUACCGCCAAAGGCAAUUACGUUUCCCAAGAAGAAAGGAACAGGCUAUGUGGAGAUGUCUGUCAUGGAUCUGGACAACAUACAUGAACCGUUCCUUGAUCUUGCGAGGCAGAUGUUGAGGAACCCUGCCUUGUGGUACAAAUCACCGCCCGAUGUUGGGCCGGCAGUAUUGAGAUUUCAAACGGUGAACCAACGGUGGUCCCAGGAAAACGGAUCCCAAGGUCUUAAAUAUGCAAUUGGGCCCCGCGUCCAGACCAAGGAGAUGCCACCUCCUGAAACUGAAUCACAACCCGCGACGGUAGCAGAUAUUUCGGCUGAAAAGUCCCCAACCGUCAUCGAGUCGCCCAAGAAGGCGGAUACAUCCAACGGGCAACUGAAGUUUAUCAGUACUACCGAUAAAAUACAAAACGGGGUCAAACCGCCUGUAAACGGGACUGUCUCAGUUUCCAAUGAGCCAAAAUUGGCAGUCAAUGGAACCGUCACAGUUGCAGAAGGGGAAACAACAAAGCUCCCUAUCGUGCCUACAGAGGAGCACCGAGUUACGAAGCACCACGAACCGAGAAAGGAGAAUCGCGAACCCAAGAAAGCAUUCGAAUCUCCGGAAAAGCAACCAAACCUUGCUAAGGAUCAAAGCCUCUUCGUCUUGUGCAUCCACUGCAUCAGAAUGGUGCUCAUCAAGUGCAUCCAGGGAACAUCCCUAGCUCAACUAUCCAAUGACAACCCGACUUUUGCCCUCAUCACGACAGCAUGCCGCUCCUGCUGCCUCGACUCGAAAAAGUCUCAGUCGGAAGAAGUGCGCAUGUCUCCCGAUCUGAUUCGGUAUACGGCCAUGUAUGAGUGUGCGCGCAAGGUGGCCGAGGAGGAGGUGGAGGUACUCGCGAACAAAAAGAGUGUUGCGCAUAUUUCUCUUGACAAAUUGACGAACAGUAUUGGCCGCGAAUGUCAGAUUCAGGGGAUUUCCACCAGUUCGGAGACACUGCAGCGGUUAAGGCAGGUGGGGAGGAAGGACGUGUUGUUGGGGUAUGUGCCGGGGGCAUUCCUCUAG
Molecule: messenger RNA, 1443 nt
Organism: Aspergillus viridinutans
Lineage: Eukaryota; Fungi; Ascomycota; Eurotiomycetes; Eurotiales; Aspergillaceae
Product: putative RAN small monomeric GTPase (Ran)
Exons: 5
Coding region: 1-1443 (480 amino acids)
Biological process (GO): protein import into nucleus; ribosomal subunit export from nucleus
Cellular component (GO): cytoplasm; nucleus
Molecular function (GO): GTP binding; GTPase activity
Source: RefSeq, a predicted model, not a curated record